Xiphophorus maculatus (southern platyfish) is the source of this 2750-nucleotide messenger RNA. It is a transcript of the gene psmd10, whose product is annotated as proteasome 26S subunit, non-ATPase 10. NCBI's taxonomy places the organism in Eukaryota, Metazoa, Chordata, Actinopteri, Cyprinodontiformes, Poeciliidae. The transcript is spliced from 6 exons. The coding region runs from base 222 to 902 and encodes 226 amino acids. The record is from RefSeq and is a predicted model, not a curated record. Gene Ontology annotation, molecular function: protein binding.
UGUUAACAAACUCCUCGGCAUAUCUGCAAGACUGGUCAGCAUGGGUCCGGAAAUCCUACAGAGACAAGGCGAAGUAAACACAUUAAGAAAGACCGACGUGCACCCACGUCGGAUGUGAGGCUCAUGAUUUCCUGAGUCAUCCUCCAGCUUUCAAACGCAACAACUUCGGUCACCUGCACGGCGUCCAACAACUUUCCCGUCGCAUUCAAACACACAGAGUGAUGGAGAGCUCCGUGUCUAACGUGGAGGUCUGCAAUUUAGCCUUCAGCGGGCAGUUCGACAAAUUAAAACAGUCCAUGCUGUCCGACAAAACACUUGUCAGAAAAACGGACCAGGACGGCAGGACCGCUCUCCACUGGGCUUGUUCUGCUGGACACACCAACAUCGUGGAGUUCCUACUCAGCCUGGGAGUUGAGGUCAACCUGCAGGAUGAUGCCCUGUGGAGUCCUCUGCACAUUGCUGCAUCUGCAGGAAGAGAGGACAUAGUGAGAUCUCUGAUAGGCAGUGGAGCCCAGCUGAAUUCAGUUAAUCAAAAUGGAUGCACCCCUCUGCACUACGCCGCCUCCAAAGGCAGAUACGAGAUCGCCUUAAUGCUGCUGGAAAAUGGAGCGGACCCCAAUGCCACGGACAAGUUGGCCUCCACUCCCCUGCACAGAGCGUCGGCCAAGGGCAACUACCGUCUCAUCCAGCUGCUUCUCAAGCAGAGUGCCUCAACGAACAUCCAGGACUCGCAGGGCAACACGGCGCUCCAUCUUGCGUGUGAUGAAGAGCGUUUGGAAGCAGCCAAGUUGCUGGUAGAACACGGUGCCAGCAUUUAUAUUGAGAACAAGGAGGAGAAGACCCCCCUCCAGAUAGCCAAGGGUGGCUUGGGGAACAUACUCCGCCGGAUCGUGGAGGGGUGAUGCUUUCUCUGACUCGCUGGUCGUGGUUUGGUUCAAACCGCUACCGUCGCAUUCCGAUGAAAACCAUCAACUCACUCAGUCCUACUUGAGCAGGCCCAUUGUUAUUUGGUGUGGUCGGUGACAUGUGAAAGAGGCAUUGGUGUUGAAAAGGGAUUGGACUGUUUUUGAGGCUGAUCAGUACCUCCUGUUGGGGCUUUGAGACUGACGUGUCUAAGCACAGUUUUUGCAGCAGCACAGUGCGUUUUCUGUGAAAGUUCAAGUGUAGAAAUGGCAAAAACGAAACAUCAAGUGGCGAUGAAAUCUGGUUGGAAUAAAUUUGUUGUACCUAAAUAAAAAAAAAAGUGACUUGGUGAUUGUUGAGGCUGUUUUUUUCCUCAGUCUUUAUUACUCUAUUUUGUAAUGGAGUCACACAUGGCUUUGUGCUCGGUGCCAUUCUUUUUUUUAAAUAUCUUCAAGGGGCAAUUUCUAAAAUAUAUUGUCUUAAGUUUCUUGUUCAACAAAGUACUAAACUUAACUCCUGCUGACUUACAGUACAGCUUCUGAAGUCAAGGUUGACCAUAAACACAUCAGUAAGUUAGAAUGUACAACAAACAGCUAUGGAAUCCAGUUUGGUCCAAAUUCAGUCUCGAUUAAUCCAACGCAUUCCAUUGAAAUUCCACUCAAUUAAAAUUGACGUCACAUCCGGGAACUUUGUAGCUGACAACCAUCUCUGUAGGUGUCUACCUAACAUGACAGUGCUACUAUGGGGUUGCUAUGACAACAAUAAACAAGCCACAUUUGCUGUCUCAUUGGGGUCGAUCCCUACAGCUGCGAUUUUGUUAAUAUGUCAACAAAAUCAAGUGUUCCUAUACUUACUCUUUUUUGGUCUCAAAGCCAUGGUUCAUCAUGUUUUACGCUGUGCUUGCCUACCAAGAUGGCCGUUCAGUGGCACAGCUCACCUCCUGUUCAGACUUGUGGGAAUUAUGUAUUGCAUGCAGUACCAUUCAGUCAUAUUACAAGCAUUAAGUAAGUCAUUUUACUUAAUGCAGUAAUAUGACUGCAUUAAGGGCAGCUCAAAAGUUAUCAAAGAACAUCAGUUUUUGUUUUAUCCAGAUACAUCUACUGCUAUGUAUCGUAAUGUGCUAAAAUCUGUAGUUUUAACUCUCUGACCACCCAGCAGUGGGUGGCAACUAUCAAAAAGUAUUGUCUUUUUGUCUUUACAUCUCUUAUCAAACACAGCCAGAGCUUCAAGGUAAAACUUAUUUUACAAUUUGAAAAGUAAAUGCAGGUUUCAUUCAUCACCAGUAUUAAGGUAUCCUGUGGUUUUGCUAAGUUUCGGUUUCAGAACUGCAUAUUUUCUGUCAGAGUGUUCCCUGUGGUUAAAGUCCUUUCGUUGAGAGAAAUCCCAGCAUGAAUGGCAUUUCCCUUGGACGUACAGAGCAAAGAGUAAUGGUCCGCAAUGCUGUCCCUCCCCCUCUUACUGCUGUGCACUGUUGGUCAGCUGGCUAAAAGAUGACUGUAACACUUUUUCUGUGUUUUUUUAUUUAUUUAGUUAGUUUUGCUUAGAAAAACAUACAAACUUCAGCUGAAACUACAACUGGCAAGCUAUGACUAACUUACCAGCCUAUAUUAGCUUGUUAGACAUCUGUUACUCUGUAAGGGACAAAAAGUGCCAUUUUUUGUCAUGGCCCCUAUGCUCCCACCAGUGUGCAGGUGUGGGAGCGUAACAGGUAUUUUUUUCUACAUUUUUGCAUCAAUCUGCCUUAGAAUUAAAAUAACAAAGAUGUUCCAAGUAAGAUUAUACUGUACAGUACUAACUGUAUUAACCAACGUAUCGUUCUAACAGCAGAAUAAAAAACUUGCAUUUCU